AUGAGUGGCGCCAUUAACGAUGCCACCUCGCCUUCCGCCUUCUCUGACAAAUCGGCGAAGAUCUUCGUCGCCGGUCACCGCGGACUUGUCGGCUCCGCCAUCGUCCGCAAGCUCCAAACCCUAGGGUUCACCAACCUCGUCCUCCGUGGCCAUGCCGAGCUGGACCUCACUCGCCAAAACGACGUCGAGUCCUUCUUCGCCGUCGAAAAGCCCCAAUUCGUCAUCCUCGCGGCGGCAAAAGUUGGCGGCAUUCACGCCAACAGCACAUACCCGGCAGAUUUCAUCGCCGUGAAUCUCCAGAUCCAGACCAAUGUGAUCGACGUCUCGUACCGAUUCGGAGUGAAGAAGCUCUUGUUUCUCGGCUCCUCUUGUAUUUACCCCAAGUUCGCUCCACAACCUAUCCCCGAAAGCGCAUUGUUAACGGGCCCUCUGGAGCCCACAAAUGAGUGGUAUGCGAUUGCCAAGAUCGCCGGGAUCAAGAUGUGCCAGGCUUACCGGAUUCAGUACAAUUGGGAUGCGAUUUCUGGGAUGCCCACCAAUUUGUAUGGGCCACAUGACAACUUUCACCCUGAGAAUUCCCACGUUUUGCCGGCAUUGAUGAGGCGGUUUCACGAGGCGAAGGUAAAGGGUGCGAAGGAGGUGGUGGUGUGGGGGUCUGGAAGCCCCUUGAGGGAGUUUUUGCACGUUGACGACUUAGCGGAUGGGGUUGUGUUCUUGAUGGAGAGUUAUAGUGGGCUAGAGCAUGUCAAUGUGGGUAGUGGCAAGGAGGUGACUAUCAAGGAGUUGGCUGAGUUGGUGAAGGAAGUGGUUGGGUUUGAGGGUGAGCUUGUUUGGGACUCUUCCAAGCCUGAUGGAACUCCAAGGAAGCUCAUGGAUAGCUCGAAGCUGGCAGGGUUGGGUUGGACCCCAAAGAUCUCUCUCAAGGAUGGUCUAGUUGAUACCUAUAAGUGGUACUUGGAGAAUGUCAAGCAAUGA
Molecule: messenger RNA, 975 nt
Organism: Prunus armeniaca (apricot)
Lineage: Eukaryota; Viridiplantae; Streptophyta; Magnoliopsida; Rosales; Rosaceae
Source: the annotation of a GenBank genome assembly